AUGGACGAAUCGGGAUUCUCAACAGUCCAAAAUCAGACCAAACGAAUUGUCGCCACAAAAGGGCGAAAACAAGUUGGUACAUUGAGUAGUGCCGAAAGAGGUCAACACUUUACAGCAGUGUGCUGCAUGAACGCAAUUGGACAAUAUGUUCCACCUACUUUAAUAUUUCCGCGAAAAAAUAUGAAGAAAGAAUUGACUGAUAAAGCACCAACCGGUUGCGUGGGUUUACCGUCCGAAAGUGGAUGGAUGACUGGGGAGCACUUUUUAACGUGGCUAAAACACUUUGUGAAGUAUUCUAAGCCAAAUUCAUCAGAUAAUAAAGUGUUGUUAAUUCUGGAUGGGCACAGUAGCCACAAGCAUUUGUCUGCUUUAGAAUAUGCAAAAGAGAAUAAUAUUGUAUUGUUUUGUCUACCUCCACAUUGUACACAUAGAGUUCAACCUUUAGAUGUAACAUUCUUUGGACCUCUAACAACUUAUUAUAACUCUGAAGUCACCAAAUGGUUCCGUUCACAUCCUGGGCGAACAAUUACUCAUUAUCAAGUGGGAGAGUUAUUCAAAGAAGCGCACGUAAAAUCUGCAACUGUUUCUAAUGCUACAAAGGGCUUCGCGGCAACUGGAAUCUUCCCAUUCAAUGAAGAUGUCUUUCCCGAAUGGAUAUUCAUUCCUUCAGAAACAACGAACAAUGAAAUUAAUAGCAAUAAUAGCCUUGAGCCUGUUGAAUUCAUGGAAUCUAUUCCAUCAAAUAGUGAACCAAUUUCAUCGAAAACAGCAAGUGCCGAACCCAUGCCAUCAACUUCGUCAACACAAAAUAGCACUGUAAAUUAUUUUGACGAAAUUCACUUAAAGGACAAGACAGUCAAUGAUAACUUGAGUUAUGAAAAAUAA
Molecule: messenger RNA, 885 nt
Organism: Zophobas morio
Lineage: Eukaryota; Metazoa; Arthropoda; Insecta; Coleoptera; Tenebrionidae
Exons: 1
Coding region: 1-885 (294 amino acids)
Cellular component (GO): nucleus
Molecular function (GO): DNA binding
Source: RefSeq, a predicted model, not a curated record